GAGUUCCUGGGGGUGGUGCCCGGCCGGAAUGGCGGCUAUGUUAUCCAAUAGGAAAGGAUAUUACUGACUUAGAAGCCAAUGAGGAGCCUGGUGAGGAAGAAGCGGUGAUCGGAGCAUGGAGGUACCGAUUUGAGACAGCAUGGGUCUCUGUCUGAGGUGGCGCCGGCUUGGGUUCCCACUCCCAGAGUUCCGCCGCUGCGAGCUCCACACCGUGCGUGAGGCCUCUGCACCAACUCCUCCACAUUGGUUGGCAGAACGAUUUGGCCUUUUUGAGGAGCUAUGGACCGCUCACGUGAAAAAGUUAGCAAGUAUGACACAGAAGAAAGCCCGGGCUAUUAAGAUAUCACUUCCUGAAGGCCAGAAGGUAGAUGCUGUUGCAUGGAACACAACCCCUUACCAACUGGCCCAUCAGAUCAGUGUAACACUGGCUGAUACUGCAGUGGCUGCUGAAGUAAAUGGAGAACUUUACGAUCUGGACCGACCCUUGGAGACAGAUUGUCACCUCAGAUUUCUGACAUUUGAUUCCCCAGAGGGCAAAGCGGUGUUCUGGCACUCUAGUGCCCAUGUUCUGGGGGCUGCGGCUGAGCAACAACUGGGUGCUGUUCUCUGCCGAGGUCCAAGCACAGAAUCGGGCUUUUACCAUGACUUCUUCCUGGGAAAAGAACGGACAGUCCGCAGCGCAGAGUUGCCCAUUUUAGAGCGGAUUUGCCAGGAGCUCAUAGCUGCUGCACAGCCUUUCCGGAGGCUGGAGGCUUCACGGGAUCAGCUUCGCCAGCUCUUCAAGGACAACCACUUUAAGCUUCAUCUGAUCGAGGAGAAAGUGACAGGCCCAACGGCAACAGUGUAUGGGUGUGGCAUGUCAGUUGACCUGUGCCGAGGCCCCCAUCUUCGGCACACUGGACAGAUUGGAGCACUGAAGCUGCUCACGAACUCCUCAGCCUUGUGGAGGUCCUUGGGAGCACCUGAGACACUGCAGAGGGUAUCAGGAAUUUCUUUCCCCAAAGUAGAGUUACUGAGGAACUGGGAAGCUCGAAGAGAAGCAGCAGAGUUAAGAGACCACAGACGCAUUGGGAAGGAACAGGAGCUCUUCUUCUUCCAUGAACUGAGCCCUGGGAGCUGUUUUUUCUUGCCACGAGGGACAAGAGUCUAUAAUGCCCUGGUGGCUUUCAUCAGGCUGGAAGCAGAGAUCCAGGGCUGCCUUGAUUUUCUCCGGUGUGUUUACUCGGUUCUUGGUUUUUCCUUCCACCUGGCUUUAUCUACCCGGCCACCUGGUUUCCUAGGGGAGCCUCGCCUAUGGGACCAGGCUGAGCAGGUUCUACAGCAAGCCUUGGAGAAGUUUGGAGAACCUUGGGACCUCAACCCUGGAGAUGGGGCUUUCUAUGGGCCUAAGGCAAGCUGGAGCCACACUUAGAGUUGUACUAGGUCAUCUUGCUUUAUUAAGUUGUGUCUACAAAAAAUUGUUUUAAAACUUGUGUAAGAGCCAGGCAGUGGUGGCAUAUACCAUUAAUCCCAGCACUUGGGAGGCAGGCAGAUCUCUAAGUUCAAAGCCAGCCUGGUCUCAAAAAAAAAUUAAGAUUUUUAUCUAUAGCCAUGCACAGUAUACACACCUUUAAUUCCAGCAGCACAGGUGAGUGGGCCUGACCUACAUGGUGAAUUGCAGGCUAGUGAGGGAGGGCUACACAAUGAGACCUUGUUUCAGAAACAAACAUUGGAACCUACACUAAAGAUAACAAGUCUUUUUUUGGUUUUGUGUUUGUUUUUUGAGGCAGGGUUUCUCUGUGUAGCCCUGGCUGUCCCAGAGGACACUCUGUAGACCAGGCUGGCCUUGAACUCAGAGCUCCACCUGACUCCACUCCUAAGCGCUGGGAUUAAAGGCAUGUGCCACCACUGCUGAGCAAGCUGCUGCUUUGUUAAAAGGGGCAUGGAGAGACAGUUCUGAGUUAAGAGGGCUUGCUGUAUAAACCAUGAGGACAUGAGUUUGGAGCCCAGCAUCCACUUAACAAGCUCCCCGUGGUCUCAUGAUUGCCUAUAACCCCAUUGUUGUAGGUCUUAGAGAUAGGAAGCUUGCAAGCUGUCAGCCUAGUGAGGAGAAAACCCCCAGAUUCAGGGAGAGUCUCAGCUUCUCCUGCUGCUGUGAGCAGAUACUCUUGGUAAAAGCACCUUAAGGGAAAAAGGGUCUAUUUGGGCUCACAGCCCAGGAUCCAGCCCUGCUGAAGCUGGUGGCCUCACUGUACCCACAGUAAGGAGCAGAGCAUAUUGGAUGGACCCAGGGCCUUAACUCUUUUCUCCACUUUAUACAAUCCCGGCCUCCUCAUAAGAAAUGGCCCCCACACAGUUAACCUGAUCAGAAUCCCCUAUCUCCUAGGUGAGUCUAGAUCCUGUCAGUAGCCGGCACCAACCAUUACACUGCCUCAAGGGAACAAGGCCAGAGAACAGUAGAAGACACAGGCUGCGUGGCUCUAGCCUCAUGCACUUGUGUAUGUGCAGGCAUGCUCAUACAUAGCAGUUAAUUAUAAAAUGAAAUGGCUCAUGUUGUUGACAGAAUCAGUCAGAGCUAUGUAACACCGACCCUCAGACUCCCACCAGGGUCGCACCCAGACAGUCAGGUACUGAUGUGGGGCAGAUAGGCACACCAGAAGCUGAUGACCUCUGGCCUUCGACUCCCUCUUACUGUUCUGGGGCCAAAAGCUGAUGGCUUCUGGCAAUGACCUCCUGCUGAUAGCAGCAGGGGAAAAGAAACUUAGUUACUUGGGUUCUCAUCUCUUUGACUCAGGGACCCCUCACAGGCCAGUGAGAGCUUUGAGUUCAUUAAUUCUUCCUGAGUCAGAGAGAAAAGAAAAGAAAGAAAGUCAGGCACACACAGACACAUGCAUACAGAUGAGGUAGAAAAAGGUUACACCACACUUUAUUGUUGUUCUUACUUUUUAUACUUUCUCUGAAAAUUACAUACAGAACUAUCAGGUAGAACCAUUGCAACAGGAUAAUUGAUGACCUGGUUUUCUAAGCACUUUACAUUCCAUGAGUUCAUAGUAAGUUUAAGGCAAUAGUUCACAUCAUAGAUUGAUAAGGCUUAAUGAGUUACAGCAGAGUUGUUUACAUGUCUUUUCAACAAGACUUCUCCCUGACUAAACAUUCAUAAUCUGUUCCUAGUUCCAUGAGUUCAUUAUAAGUUUAAAGCAAUAAUUUUUAUGUCACAAGUUAGCACAGUUUUGUCAGGAGACAAAUCAUCUGCCUUGUAUCUUAUUCUUUUGAAGUCUUGUAUAGAUAAACUAGCCCAUCAUUUAUUUCCUGUCCUUGCUCCUACAAUAAAUUGUCCAUUCUC
This is a messenger RNA of Mus musculus (house mouse), 3322 nucleotides long. It is a transcript of the gene Tars2, whose product is annotated as threonyl-tRNA synthetase 2, mitochondrial (putative). Lineage: Eukaryota; Metazoa; Chordata; Mammalia; Rodentia; Muridae. Bases 140 to 1411 code for a protein of 423 amino acids. Gene Ontology annotation, cellular component: mitochondrial matrix; cytoplasm; mitochondrion. The record is from RefSeq and is marked validated. Gene Ontology annotation, molecular function: ATP binding; threonine-tRNA ligase activity; nucleotide binding. Gene Ontology annotation, biological process: aminoacyl-tRNA metabolism involved in translational fidelity; threonyl-tRNA aminoacylation; tRNA aminoacylation. The transcript is spliced from 11 exons.